GAUCAUGAUGCCCAUGGUUUUCUGAUGGUAGACACUGUGAGUUGCUGUGAGUUGCUUUACGAAGAACCAUGUCGACACAUGCAGAAAAGGAUUUAGAUUUAAGUAAUGCAGGACGUGGUGUUUGGCUCGUUAAAGUGCCGAAGUACAUAGCUAGUAAAUGGGAAAAAGCUCCAGGAAACAUAGAAGUCGGAAAACUGAAGAUAUUGAAGAAUCACGGUCAAAAGGCUGAUGUAUCCUUAAAAUUGUCUGAAGCAGUUUUAGCUCUAAAAGAUGCAGGAGAAGAAGAAAUUCCUAAGCAACACAAACUUGAUGUUUCAACUGUAACUAGGCAAACCCUUGGUGUUUUUGCACACAUUACUCCUAUAACUGGUGCUGAUGAAGUCGUUCCAGAAACUGAAAAGUUAUUUCUGGAAGGAAGGAUUGUGCAAAAGCUAGAGUGCCGUCCAUAUGCUGAUAAAUGCUACAUGAAGCUUAAACGAGAAAGUAUAAAAAAAGCUUCCGUUCCUCAGAGACAGGUUCAACAGUUGGAUAGAGUCGUUCAAAACUUCAAACCUGUGUCUGAUCAUAAACACAAUAUUGAAUAUGCUGAGAAGAAAAAAGCAGAAGGAAAGAAGAUGCGUGAUGACAAGGAAGCUGUUUUAGACAUGCUUUUCGCUGCCUUUGAGAAACAUCAGUACUAUAACAUUAGAGAUCUUGUAAAAAUUACUCGACAACCAAUAGUAUAUCUAAAAGAGAUAUUAAACGAAGUGUGCAAUUACAAUUUGAAAAACCCACAUAGGAAUAUGUGGGAAUUGAAACCCGAAUACAGGCAUUACAAAGAUGAAGAGAAACCAGCGGAGAGCAAUGAAGCAAAAGACAAUGACUCCGACGAUUAGUCAAUUAAAAGAUAUUGUUAAGAUUAUUAUUUUUAUGACUAGCUAAUUAAUCUUUCGCUAUGUACAAAACAUUUCUAUAAACAAUUAAGAAGAAAAAUAAUAAAA
Molecule: messenger RNA, 980 nt
Organism: Belonocnema kinseyi
Lineage: Eukaryota; Metazoa; Arthropoda; Insecta; Hymenoptera; Cynipidae
Gene: TfIIFbeta
Product: general transcription factor IIF subunit 2
Exons: 6
Coding region: 69-875 (268 amino acids)
Biological process (GO): transcription initiation at RNA polymerase II promoter; transcription by RNA polymerase II
Cellular component (GO): transcription factor TFIIF complex
Source: RefSeq, a predicted model, not a curated record